Hibiscus syriacus is the source of this 8160-nucleotide messenger RNA. RefSeq names its product protein CHROMATIN REMODELING 4-like. Gene Ontology annotation, biological process: negative regulation of transcription by RNA polymerase II; chromatin remodeling. The transcript is spliced from 12 exons. NCBI's taxonomy places the organism in Eukaryota, Viridiplantae, Streptophyta, Magnoliopsida, Malvales, Malvaceae. Gene Ontology annotation, cellular component: chromatin; nucleus. Gene Ontology annotation, molecular function: ATP hydrolysis activity; DNA-binding transcription factor activity; ATP-dependent chromatin remodeler activity. The coding region runs from base 740 to 7780 and encodes 2346 amino acids. The record is from RefSeq and is a predicted model, not a curated record.
CGAACGAAUGUACAAAAAACAAAGAAAAAAAGACAAACAAAAUAGGAAAUGGCGUCUGGUGAAGCCACGUGGCGUAUAAUCAGUGGUUAGGUAGGAGAGAGGAGGGAGAGGAGAGGAGGAGGAGGAAUGGCUGCUUUCCCUAUCCACUAUUCUCUCUCUCAUGCGCUGCCAUGUCAGAGUGGUAACCCCGAACGUCCCCUAUUAACCCGGCGAAUCCGUAUCGUAUGCUUUCUUCUCCUCCCUCUAGAAAGCCUCAAUCCUUCUCUUUGCAACUUCUCUCUUUGUAAUUUUUGAGUUCGGUUUAUUCUUGUUAUUUGUCAAUUCUCUCUAUUUUAUUUCGUUUUUUCCCUCGUGUUUUCGCAUUUUCUCUCUCUUUCUCGUAUCUCUCUAUUUGCUCCAUUUUCUCUGCUUUGCUAUACCCUAAUACCCCUUUAUCUCUCAUCCUCUAUCUGUCUAUAUUCACUACAUCUAUCAAUCUGUUACUCUUGAUAUUGUUCCACUUGGUUUUGAUUCUUUGAUCCACGAGGGAUGUCGUCAUUUGGGAAUUGGGGUUCUGUGAGCGAGUUUGUUAAUGAAGGCGAGUUUGUUCAAAUGGUAUUUUUUUUUAACUCCAAUGAAUUUCACCUUGAUUCUUUGAAGGAGCUAAGAUUGCAUAUUGGAAGCUUCAUUGCUGUGUCUGUGACUUGACAUGAUUUCUGCUGCUAACAGCCACAAUGUUAAUACUCAUGAUUAAAAAAGGAUGAAAGAUACCAGUUCAUUGAAUACUAAAAUGAUUAACCGAAAUUGGGUCUUGAAGCGCAAACGAAGAAGGCUUCCAUGUGGUCCAUCCCUAGCCAUUGGUAAAGAAGAAGACUUAGCAUCAGAAUCUCCAAGGAGUUCUUUAGCUAAACGUAGGCUGAAAGGAGAAAAUAGCUCCAAUCAGCUAUCCAAAAAGAAGGGAAAUGAUGGGUACUACUAUGAAUGUGUUAUUUGUGAUCUUGGUGGCAACUUGUUGUGUUGUGAUAAUUGUCCCAGGACUUAUCAUCUACAAUGCCUUGAUCCACCUCUUAAGCGCAUCCCAAUGGGGAAGUGGAAAUGCCCAAAGUGCUGUAAGACAGAUCCACUCAAGCCCAUUACCCAUCUGGAUUCAAUUUCCAAACGAGCAAGAUCAAAAACUAUCAAGACAAAAGCUCAAUCUGGAAUAAAGUCAGCUGCUACUGAAAAAGUGUCCCGAAUUUUUGGAACGUCCAUUAUUGCAAAGAAAAGAUCCUCCUCCAGUAAAGGAAAAUCUGAUGCAGCUCAUAUAGAAGUAGCUUUUAACCCAAGUCUUACAGCCCUUGGUGGUACUAAUGAAGGUGGUUCAUCUUGUGUGAAUGUUGAUGAUGGAAAUAAGCCUGUUGCAUCUCCAACAGGUACAUCUGCUGAAAGGAAGUUAACUCUUGUAGCUAGUGGCUCAUCAUGUGUGAAUAUAGAAGAUAGAGUGAAGCCUGCUGCACCUCCAGCAGGUUCAUCUGUUGAACGAAAGUUAAUUCCUGUAGCUGGUGAGGUUUUAUCUCGUUCCAAAAGCACAAAUUCAGAGCAAAAUGAUGAAGCACCUGGACCGAAACAUGAAUUGUCUUGUGAUAAUGAGUCUUCCAAAAACAAACUUGUUCUUGCAACUGGUAUCACCACAAGGAAAGAUAGAAAAAGAAAGCAGAAAGUCGGUAAUGAGGUAAGUCAAAAGAAGCAUAAGAGAGAAAAGGGUAACCGUGCUGUUAGUAUUUCCAAAAAGAAGGGUUCCAAAGCGAAUAAUAUUGGUUCUGGAACUAGUAAAACUCAUCAGAAGCGAAAAUUUGUUAGCCAUGGGAUUUCUGCAUCUUUGUCAAAGGAUGAUGAUGGGAGCAAGAAUUUAGAUUCUCAGAAUAAAGAUGAGAAGCUUCCCGAGGGUGCAACACACCAGCCUGUUGAAUUGGAUAAAGGGACUCCGAAUGUCCUUCUGAUAUCUGAAGACAGUGUUCCUGCUGAACCUCUGCAGGUUGAUCGAGUUCUAGGAUGUCGGGUUCAAGGUGAUAAUACUAGUAUUUUGCAUCAUGCAUCUGCAGAACUUUCAGAAGAUGUGCUCUCUGAUGACUUUGUAAUUGCAGUAAAUCGAAGAAGACUUUCAGAGAAUUCUUUUUGUGAUAUGGAUUCAGAUAUUGUAACUGCUGAAAAUCUUACUGAUGGUUGUCCCAAGACUCUGAAAAGUUCUGAUAAAGAAGAAAGCACAAAAAAUGAUGUCAGGGUGGAUAAAAUGAAUGUGUAUAGAAGGUCUGUCACUAAGAAAUGCAAGGGAGGGGAUUCUGUGGACUUAUUGAGGAAAGACACCAAGGAUUCAGAUGGUGCAAUCAUAAAUGGUAAGGAUCAGGAUGAAUUUGCAGUAACUGCAGAAGAUCCAGGAAAAAUAAAUGAAAAAAUGGUAGUAGAAGAGUUCAAUCCUGAUGUUAAUGUGAAAAGUCAUGAUACAACUGAAGCUCCAAAAGUUUGUGAAACGCCUACAAAAGCAAAAGAGAUGGGUGUAGGAAAGGAAAUUAGUAGCAGUGUUGAAAAUAAAAUCCAAGAACCAGCUGUGACCGAAUCUGCAUGUUCUAAAGAGGAGAUAAUAUCUUAUGAAUUUUUAGUUAAAUGGGUGGGGAUGUCCCAUAUCCAUAACAGUUGGAUUUCUGAAUCCCAGCUGAAAUGUCUAGCAAAGAGGAAACUAGACAAUUACAAGGCCAAGUAUGGAACAACUGUGAUAAAUAUCUGCGAGGAAAAGUGGAAGAAGCCUCUGCGAGUUAUUUCUGUCCGUGUUUCAAAUAAUGUCCAGGAAGCUUUUGUGAAAUGGACUGGUCUUCCAUAUGAUGAAUGCACUUGGGAAAGGUUAGAUGAAACUGUUCUUCAACAAUCUUCUCAUCUGAUUGAUCAGUUUUAUCAGUUUGAACGCCAAACAUGGGAAGUAGAUGCCACUAAGGAUGAUGCUUGGGCAAAGGGGGAACAGCAGCGUGAUAUUGUUACUUUGGCUGAGCAACCUAAAGAAUUGAAGGGAGGCUCACUAUUUCCGCAUCAGCUUGAAGCACUCAAUUGGUUGCGUAGAUGUUGGCAUAAAUCCAAAAAUGUUAUACUUGCUGAUGAAAUGGGGCUUGGAAAAACUGUCUCUGCUAUCGCCUAUAUUUCGUCACUUUAUUUUGAGUUUAAAGCUACUCUGCCAUGUUUAGUGCUGGUUCCACUUUCUACUAUGCCUAACUGGCUUGCUGAGUUCUCAUUAUGGGCCCCCGAUUUAAAUGUUGUGGAGUAUCAUGGUUGUGCCAAAGCAAGAGCCAUCAUUCGCCAGUAUGAAUGGCAUGCUAGUGAUCCAAAUGAAUCUAGUAGGAAAACAGCUUCUUACAAAUUUAAUGUUCUUUUAACUACAUAUGAAAUGACUCUUGUGGACUCCUCUCAUUUGCGUGGUGUUCCUUGGGAAGUUCUUGUGGUUGAUGAGGGUCAUCGUUUGAAAAAUUCAGAAAGUAAGCUGUUUAGCUUGCUCAACACAUUCUCUUUCCAACAUCGUGUUCUAUUGACUGGAACCCCACUCCAGAAUAACAUCGGCGAGAUGUAUAACUUGCUUAAUUUCUUGCAGCCAGCUUCCUUCCCUUCUUUAUACUCAUUUGAGGAGAAAUUUAAUGAUCUUACAACUGCAGAAAAGGUGGAUGAACUGAAGAAACUUGUUGCUCCUCAUAUGCUUCGAAGGCUUAAAAGGGAUGCCAUGCAAAAUAUUCCUCCUAAAACUGAACGAAUGGUGCCUGUUGAGCUGUCAUCCAUUCAAGCUGAAUACUACCGUGCAAUGCUAACUAAAAACUACCAGAUAUUACGGAAUAUCGGGAAAGGGGUUGCACAACAGUCGAUGUUAAACAUUGUGAUGCAACUGAGAAAGGUUUGUAAUCAUCCAUAUCUCAUACCAGGUACUGAGCCUGAGUCUGGAUCACUAGAGUUUCUUCAUGAAAUGCGUAUAAAAGCUUCAGCCAAGUUGACUCUGUUGCAUUCCAUGCUUAAAGUCUUAUACAGAGAAGGCCAUAGAGUUCUUAUUUUUUCACAAAUGACUAAGCUUCUUGAUAUCCUUGAGGAUUAUUUAACCAUAGAAUUUGGCCCUAAAACAUAUGAGAGAGUUGAUGGCUCUGUUUCAGUUGCUGAUCGUCAAACAGCGAUAUCAACGUUCAACCAAGAUAAAAGUCGAUUUGUUUUCUUGCUAUCGACACGUUCUUGUGGUCUUGGUAUCAAUUUGGCAACAGCUGACACAGUUAUAAUUUAUGAUUCUGAUUUUAACCCACAUGCUGACAUCCAAGCUAUGAAUCGGGCACAUCGAAUUGGACAAUCAAACAGACUUUUGGUAUACAGGCUUGUAGUUCGUGCCAGUGUAGAAGAGCGGAUUUUGCAACUUGCUAAGAAGAAGCUAAUGCUUGAUCAGCUGUUUGUCAACAAGUCUGGAUCCCAAAAGGAAGUGGAAGAUAUUCUGCGAUGGGGAACAGAAGAACUCUUCAUUGAUUCUUCUACUGGGAAAGAUUUAGGUGAAGGUAAUAACAAUGAAGAAGAUGCCCUAAUGGAUACAGAACAUAAGCACCGGAAGAGGGUUGGUAGUCUUGGAGAUGUGUACCAAGACAAAUGUACAGAUGGCAGCAACAAGAUUGCGUGGGAUGAAAAUGCAAUUUUGAAAUUGCUUGAUCGUUCAGACCUUCAGUCUGAAACAACUGAUGUUGAGGGGGAUUUGGAAAAUGAUAUGCUUGGCUCAAUAAAGUCGGUGGAAUGGAAUGAUGAAACAACAGAGGAACCAGGGGGAGGUGAAUCACCUCCAGCUGUUGCUGGUGAUAUUUCUGAGCAGACUUUGGAGAAGAAAGAAGAAAAUAUGUUAAAUGGUACUGAAGAAAAUGAGUGGGACAAACUUUUGCGUGUGAGGUGGGAGAAAUAUCAAAGUGAGGAGGAAGCAGCCCUUGGUAGAGGGAAGCGGCAAAGGAAAGCUGUCUCCUAUAGAGAAGCUUAUACUCCCCAUCUCAAUGAAACCAUGACCGAGAGUGGUGGUGACGAAGAAAAGGAACCAGAUGCUGAGCCAGAGCGGGAUUAUACACCAGCUGGACGGGUCCUUAAAGCAAAGUAUACUAAACUCCGUGCUCGACAAAAAGAACGGCUUGCUAGGAGAAAUACAAUUGAAGAAGCUCAUCUCAGUGAGGGAUUUCCUGGACUUGAGUCGGUAGCUCAGUUUCCUUCAGUGAAUGAAAGAGAUGGGGAUCAUGUUACUAAGUCAGACCAACAACCAGAUAAAGAGAGGUGUUUGGUAAUUGAUUUGGAGGAUGAGAAACUUGGUCAAUCAUCAGAUGAACCAAAGAGGAAAGAUGAUUCAAUUUUAAGGCUUGGGAGGUUUUCUAAACAUAAAAGAAGCGGACAAUUGGAUCUUUCUGUUAAUCUUCUACAUCAGUCUUCUCCCGAAGAAAUCCUUCCAAAUAUCAAUCAUCAAGGCAUAAAUUAUAGCAACUCUCUACCAACAAAUAACUUGUUGCCAGUUCUUGGGCUUUGUGCCCCUAAUGCUAGUCAGCUAGACUCGUUUCAUCAAAGCUUCUCAAGAUCAAACGGUUGGAAAAGCAGGGCACAAACUGGACCAGAGUUUCCAUUCAGUUUAGCUCCAACUACUGGACCUUCAACUGAGAAAGAAGCAAAAGGUCAAGAGACUACCAUGGACAAAUUUAAAUUGCAAAAUGCAUUACCAGAUAGUUGGCUCCCAUUUAAUCUGUAUCCUCCUGCUGCUUCACAAGGAAAAGUUUUUGAUCGGUUAGAAAGUUCUGGUGCUAGUUCUUCUGAUUUUCAGGAAAAGAUGUCGCUGCCUAAUAUUCCUUUUGAUGAGAAAUUGCUGCCCCGGUUCUCCCUUCCUACCAAAAGCAUGAUGACAUCAAAUCCUGACCUAUUACCUAGCUUAUCUUUAGGCAGUAGGCUUGAUGCUGUGAAUGAAUCAGUGCAAGACCUUCCAACAAUGCCAUUGCUACCCAAUUUGAAAUUUCCUCCACAAGAUGUGCCAAGGUAUAAUCAACAAGAGAGGGACAUGCCUCCAACAUUGGGAUUGGGUCAGUUGCCAUCCAUUUCUUCUUUUCCUGAAAACCAUAGGAGGGUGCUUGAAAAUAUCAUGAUGAGAACUGGAUCUGGAUCCAGGAACUUGUAUAAAAAGAAAUCAAAAGUAGAGGGCUGGUCAGAAGAUGAACUUGAUUUUCUCUGGAUUGGUGUUCGUAGACAUGGACGAGGUAGUUGGGAUGCCAUGCUUAGAGACCCCAGGCUGAAAUUUUCCAAGUAUAAAACUUCAGAAGAUUUGGCAACUAGAUGGGAGGAGGAACAACUCAAAAUUUUGGAUGGGCCGGCUUUUCCAGUUCCGAAAUUCCCCAAGCUAACAAAAGCAACCAAACCUUCUACCUUGUUUCCAAGCAUUCCUGAUGGAAUGAUGACGCGGGCAUUGCAGGGUAGUAGGAUUGUUGCACCAUCAAAAUUUCAAGCGCCCCUGACUGACAUGAAAUUUGGUUUCAGUGAUAUAGCUUCCGGCCUGCCUCACUUUGAGCUAUCAGAUCAGCUUGGUUUGCAAAAUGAUAAUCUUCCUCCUAUUCCAACAUGGAAUCCUGACAAAUCUCGAGCAAACUUUUCUGGAGAUUCAGUUGCUGGGCCCUCUGACAGGCCAGGGCCGUCCGCAAAUUUAUCUGUUGAGAAACCUUUGUUUCUCAACUCUUUUGGAGCCAGCAACUUGGCCUCAAGUUUGAAUUGCACCAGUAGCUUUGAUUUACAGAGGAAGGAAGAUGAAUAUGGUACAAUGAAGUAUAGGAAAUUGCCUACUGUUCUUGAUAGAUCACUAAAUUUGUUACACGAUUCCCACAAUAAUGGUGGAAGCGGUGAAUUUGCUAGCUCUGGGUUUCUCCCUGAUCCAAAUAAAGGGCUGAAUCUUUCCUAUUCAAAGGGAAAGGUAGUUGGAAACUGUUCUUCCAAGAACAAGUUACCUCACUGGCUUCGUGAAGUUGUUAGCGUUCCUGCCAAACCUCCAGAUUCUGAUCUACCACCUACUGUCUCGGCAAUAGCUGAGUCAGUUCGUGUUCUGUAUGUAGAAGGUAAGCCAAACAUUCCCCCAAUUGUGGCACCUGGGCCCCCUCCUCCUCAACCGAAGGAUCCGAGACACAGUCAAAAGAAGAAAAAGAAAAGGAAGUUGCACACGUUUAGGCUGGUCCUACCGGAUUCAGCUGGAAGUAGUAGGCUCUCUCCACCAUGCUCAAUUCCAUUGACACCACCAUUUCAUUUGCUUCCACAAUCAAUAACUGGAACUGCAGGGCCUCCUUUGAUUGCAUCUGAUAUCAGCAGGCCUCCUCUUAACUUAAGCAUGAUGAAUCCAUCAUCUUCAUCGGCGUAUCUAAUUCCACCAAAGAAAUCAAGCAUGGGAUUAUCCCCCUCCCCUGAAGUGCUUCAGCUGGUAGCAUCUUGUGUUGCUCCAGGGCCACACUUGUCAUUAACUUCUGGCACUACUAGUUCUAGCUUACUUGAUGGCAAACUUCCAUUACCUAUGCUUGGUACCGAAGUUGGAGAUCCAGAUUCACAAGGUGUAUCUGAAAAAGGGAAGGCUAAACUGAGCCCACACAUUGGUGAUCAGGAUCAAUCUCCAGAGCCGGAGGAGAAACAAGAUGAGCCUGAUUGUGGGGAUUCUAGCAAGACUAAGUCUGAUCAUUCUCGGCCUGAACAGCCUAAUGUAGAGGAAAUAUCAUCAGAAGGCACCGUGUCAGAUCAUCCUGUGAGUGACCAUGAUGCUGGUAUACACGAGUAAACAAUGAAAAACAAAUAUUCUUGAUGUGCUCGAAUUUUUGUAGGCGUGAUGCAGUGAGUGAUUAGCUAGCAUAUAUAGGAAUCAUUUAGGACAUCUCUAGCGUAAAGUUUGUGUAAGAGGAAUGAAGUAUAUAGUGUUUCCGGCCCGUCAUGGCUUUUGUGCCUUGGCUCCAUUUUGCGUGCUCAUGACUAUUUGCGGCUGCCAACAAUGGAGAUUUUCAUCUGCACAAUGAGCUUCGUUGAGCCGAUCUAACUGGGUGACAACACAUUAUUUCUAUUUGGUUUGUAACUGCAUCGGGGAAAUGAAAACUCUCGUAGAAAUACGAGUGAAAGACAUCACACAUCUUUUAUUAAAGGUAAUAUGCCAUUUUUUUAUUAGUA